This is a messenger RNA of Hyaloscypha bicolor E, 1046 nucleotides long. RefSeq lists its product as uncharacterized. Gene Ontology annotation, biological process: ubiquitin-dependent protein catabolic process; protein polyubiquitination. Gene Ontology annotation, molecular function: ubiquitin conjugating enzyme activity. The record is from RefSeq and is a predicted model, not a curated record. Gene Ontology annotation, cellular component: nucleus. Bases 79 to 639 code for a protein of 186 amino acids. The transcript is spliced from 8 exons. Lineage: Eukaryota; Fungi; Ascomycota; Leotiomycetes; Helotiales; Hyaloscyphaceae.
ACCUUCAGGUCUUUGGGGGCAACAUUGGCAGCCAAGCUAGAGAGUGCACAACAAAGAUUACCAGAGAGGCGGGUCAGGAUGUCUUCUCCUCGAAGACGCAUUGAGACAGAUGUCAUGAAGAUGCUGAUGAGCGACUAUGAGGUUACUCUGGUCAACGAUAACAGGCAGGAGUUCUACGUUCGAUUUAAGGGCCCCGAAGAGACACCCUUCCAAGGCGGAUUAUGGAAAGUCCACGUCGAGCUGCCCGACCAAUACCCAUAUAAGUCACCGAGUAUCGGCUUCGUUAACCGCAUAUUCCACCCAAACAUUGACGAGUUAUCCGGCUCCGUUUGCCUUGAUGUCAUCAACCAAACUUGGUCACCAAUGUUCGACAUGAUUAACAUCUUUGAAGUCUUCCUUCCACAACUCCUCCGAUACCCAAACCCUACAGAUCCUUUGAACGGCGAGGCGGCUGCGCUAUUGAUGCGAGAACCAAAGAGCUAUGAGGCCAAAGUCAAGGAGUAUGUGGCGAAAUAUGCCAGUAAGGAGGCUGCCGACGAAGCAGGAGUCGAGUCAGAUGACGAUGACGAUAUGUCAUCAGUUGGCAGUUUUGGCGACGAUGAGGAUGAACAACCAGCCGGACAAAUGGAGGAAGUUUAGACGCGGACUGAAGCCCUUCAAGGUCAAGCUGACCCUCACGGCCAGAGACGGAGCUGCUAUCAAGACAUGCAUUGAAGUAUGAAUAGUUCUUUCCUUUUUACGCAUCGUUUAGGUGUUACAAUGGAUUUGGGGAUUCGGAAGGGCAUAGGUUUCGGGAGUAUUAUUGGCAGGCAGCAUAUCCGAUGAGCUUUCGCUUUGGUUCAUAGCGCUGCGUUAGGGUUAGGAUCAGAUAGGAAAUAAGAGCAAUCUCGUCUCAGGUGUGCUAAGGUUAGUGUUGGAGUUCAUUAUUGCAAAAUAUUCACGCAGUUAGAAGCAAGAGCGAGUGGUUUGAGAAUAGGAAAUUCAAUUUACACCUGAGGCAUGAACAGCAUGGCAUUUGACCCCCUUGGAUUUGGGUUGGGCAAUCC